CGGAACGAGUUUAUAUAAAGCGCCUGCGGGUUUCGCUUUGCCAUCAAACAUUCCGUUCUAAAUCUACACAGGAAAAGCAAAGGUCAUUCUCGAUAGGGCGAAAUGGUUCGUGCCGAGAAGAGCUGCUGUUUUGCAAAGCCUACCGUCCGGCCGCUUAUUCGCGUUUAUCCCGCGGUUACAUGUUGGAGCGAGUUAAUUACUGGCUAAAAAUCCACAGAUUUAAAAUGCCUCCGUGUAUCAUGGACAGCCAGUUCACCUCACCCUUUGAACCCCAAAAUAUUCUCCUCAACAGUUGCUAUCCCUUUGGCUUUGGGAUGACAAAAAAUCCACCUCUUGAACCAGUCAGUUACCCACCUGCUGGCACAUUUUCAGUUCUUCGACAUAUGUUCAAGCUCACUAUGGUCUGGUUGCGAAGAUUUUUAUAUUUUUGGCAGCCUUUCUCUACAAACCUGAUGAAGACUAUGUUGAGGGGCAUUGCUAGAAGAGCAUUGCCCAUCUUAGAGAAGAUAAAGAAGGCCAGAGAACUUAAAAGAAAUAAAAACAACACUGAGAAGAUGAUGGAGAAAGACAGCUGUCAAGAACGUUGUUUUCUGAAGAGUCAUAUAAACCAUCUUUCGGAGAGAAAUUUGGUUUUAGACUGUUUUGGAGAAGACAUUGAACAAGUUUUGAUCGAUUCAAGCAGCAUUACAGUAAAUAACAUGCAUUUGGAAGAGGAAGGGAUUUCUGAGCUGUGUUUAAUAAGUCCUACGAUAGUAUUUGAUUUGAGAAAUAAUUGGCAAGAUUCUUCAGGAAAGGACAUGGAAUGUGUGACUGUAAAAAGUUCUGAGCAUGUCUCUCUUAAGUUGUUGGAAGAAGAUACUUGCAAUCCUGAAAUCUUUAUAAAAGAGUUGGACCUCUGUGGAUGCUUAGAAAAUACUUUGGACUGCUUAAAUCCUAAUGGACAAUUAAAUUUUAAUAAGGGCCUUGAUGAAAUUUUGGAAACCACCUUCGUUCCCCAGGAACUGGAGAAGAACAUGAAAUCUAACCAGGAUCCGCCAAUAGGUGGAAAACAAAGCUUAAUAUGUUCACUUGGUUCUUCAAAGGAUGAGAAAAAACCAGAAAUGAAGCAAAAGAGUGGAAAGAAUGAAGCUACGUGUAACAUGGAAUCCCCUACCAACCCCGGUAGCUUCCAGAGUUCCCUGGUACUUUCCUUAUUCUAUAGUCCAUUAGAAGAUGAAGAAGAUGACAAUGAUGACAGUUCAGAAGACUGGUGGAGUGAGGAUGAGAUGGAAGACAGUAGUAAGACCCAAAUUUGCUCUGAUGGCAACAAUUCAGGAGACCGAGAGAAUUAUCAGGAUAUAGAAGAGGAGGGCUCUGUACAGAAGAUUGUUUUUGAGAAUCUCUGUGGAGCUCUAUCUAUGAACAGUGAUCCCUUACAUCCACUUUGCUUUUCCAAACCUAUUCAGGCCCUUACAGACUUCACCAUUGCUUCACUGAAUGCCCCAAACCAUCAAGAAACUGUCUCUUCUUAUUGGACAAGAACCAGUUCUAAACUUGAAGAAUCAUGUCAUCUCCCAAAGCAGUCAUUGCCCAGAGAACAUCAAAAAGUUGAAAGAAAUCAGGAGACCUACCUAUGCUGCCAACCAAGUCUCAGGAAAAGCUCUUCUCCACUCCCUGCAGAAACAGUUUCACAGCAGGAAAUCCAGGUGAAAAAGAAGGUCCGAUUCUCCCCAGUGGUCACUGUCCACUCACUGGUAGUCUGGGACUACGCCUCUCGGGCUGCCCGUCGGGGCCCAUGGGAGGAAAUGGCUCGUGACCGCUGCCGCUUCCACCGAAAAAUCACUCAAAUGGCAGCCAUCUUGGAGCCUUGCUUGGCAAAGGAUCAUCGGGACAAAGUUUGGAAGAGGAUCCAUGGGGUUUCCACAUCUUGCUGACAACAAUCCCACCAGUUCCAGUACCACCAGAAAAGAGGAUUCCAGAAUUAGGAAUGGAAAGCCUCUUUCAGAUUAAAACAAAAGUUGAGGAUUCUGGGGGAAUUCUGAUCCUGGUUUUCCAUCACUAAAAGAAGAAAGUUGAUUUUGCUCUUCUGUUUAGUGUUUUAAAGUGUGGUGUGAACUAGAACCUCAUUGUUCAUAGAUUUGAAGCAAUUUUUCAACUGAUGAUUUUGGGGAUAUAGAUAGAGUCUGGCCCAAACCAUUGUGGAUGAGAUAAAAACAUGUUGACUAUAUGAAGGAGUAACAUGAGUGAAAAUAUCAAGGCUUUUGUUUUCUGAAUAAAUAUAAUUCUAGGUUGUUACUACUACUACUAUUACUGCUAUUGCUGCUGCUGCUGCUGCUGCUGCUGCUACUACUACUACUACUACUACUACUACCUCCUCCUUUGUUUGAAAAGUCAUGAAACAUGGCUGUUUUAAUGAAUAUAUGUGAGAAAUAAUUGCUUUUAAAUACAAUAUUAAGUUCUAUACUGCAGUUCCAUUUCACAGGCAUUAUUUGGGCUCCAUUGUAUGUGAUCAGAAUCUUUUGAUUCCAAGUCAACCUUGCUUGUUCUGGAACUGGAAUUUUGAGUUGGUCCCUCUGGAUUUAUCAGAGGGGCAAUUUGAAGGUUAUUGAGAAAAAAAUGGUGCUAAACAUAUAGUUGAAAAGAUCAACCAAGGCUGGCUCUGAUUUCUUCACCUCUGUGGUCUGAUUUCAUGGCUAAACUUUUUCAUAUGCACCAAUUAGAGGGCAAGAAAUGGAUCCAAAAUUUGACAAUUUACAUUUUGUAUAUUGGAAGGAGUUGGUUUGCUUGUUUGAAUAUUUGCAAAAUCUCUGCUAGAUCGUAUACAUUUUUAAUUGAAGAAAAAUGUUUUUGAAAGAUUUCUAUUAAUUGAUAUUAAAUUAUUCCUUUGAAA
Messenger RNA from Thamnophis elegans (Western terrestrial garter snake), 2869 nucleotides. Its product is annotated as protein phosphatase 1 regulatory subunit 15A-like. The coding region runs from base 180 to 1913 and encodes 577 amino acids. NCBI's taxonomy places the organism in Eukaryota, Metazoa, Chordata, Lepidosauria, Squamata, Natricidae. The transcript is spliced from 3 exons. Gene Ontology annotation, molecular function: protein phosphatase regulator activity. The record is from RefSeq and is a predicted model, not a curated record. Gene Ontology annotation, biological process: response to endoplasmic reticulum stress. Gene Ontology annotation, cellular component: endoplasmic reticulum; protein phosphatase type 1 complex.